Messenger RNA from Pelagomonas calceolata, 1139 nucleotides. Lineage: Eukaryota; Pelagophyceae; Pelagomonadales; Pelagomonadaceae. The record is from the annotation of a GenBank genome assembly.
CUAGUGUGUGUCAUUACGCUAGCCCGAGGUCCGGCCUCAGCGCAGCGCGGGUAAUUUGCGCUCUACUGGGGCUCAGGGGCCGUUGGACUCUGUCGCCGCAUAACACCCGCGAAAGAUCCGCUGGCUCCCGCGCCGCGCCGCCCGUAACGUGCAGCGAGCGGAGAGCACUCUCCCAGGCGACCAACAUGGGCGCCCAAUUCUCGACGGCCGGCCGGAGAGAAGCCGCGCGCAAGCGGCGCGCCGAGACGCGCGACACCGCCCUCCGGCAAGCAAAACGGCGCAUCGCGCGGCCCUGCCGCUUCGGUCUGCCGGAAGACGCGCUGCUGGGCGUCCUGGCCUUUGCUGAUUACCCUGGCGUCGCCUACGGCUCGGCUGUCUGCCGCGAGUUCCGCGACGCUCUAUCAAAGAUUAAGCCCGACCUGCUGCACAGCCUAGCGCUGCACCGCUUCCCGCAGCUGCGAUUGGUAAGAGCGCCGCGGUGCAUGCGGCCGGACCCGCGCCAGCUCUUCGAGUCGCAGCGACGCCUGGUGGCGCCGCAGCCGCGGCCGGUCCCUACCAUCACGCCCCGGCGCGACCUCGAUUCGUACAUCUUCUCGCUGGAGCUCUCGACGCGCCGCCACGGCACCGACGAGGCCAAGAGCGUGAUCCACGUCGGCGAGGGCCGCGUGAGGCGAGAAGAGGGCCGCCCGAGCUUCCAGUUCGACGUCCCCGCGUCGAUCUUCACGGCCCUCAUGCUGGACGACGUGCCGCUCGACAUAUAUGCCACCGUAUUAUGCUUUAAAAGGGGCACGUGGCAGCGGUGCGUGCUCACGCAGACCGAGGUCGACGACUGUGAUGGAGAUACAUUUUUCUUUGAUUGGACCGAAGUGCCUGGCCCGGGACAAGACAGCGAGCGCGGCCGACUCUUAGCGUGGCUGCGCCAGAACCCGGAGCAGAACGCUGAUGGGAUGAACGUAUCCGCGUGGCCGCUCCUGAAACUGACCUGGGAUUACGCGGCCGGCGGCUCCAUGAGCCACGUGAACGCGCACCUCAUGUGGGAGUCCGUCGGGGACUUGUUCGACAUGAGCGAGGCCCAGGCGCGCUGUACGCUCGAGCAUUGGUGCGCGUGGACCGGGUAAGGAGCUAAGUGUACAUAGAGC